Molecule: messenger RNA, 3460 nt
Organism: Cephus cinctus (wheat stem sawfly)
Lineage: Eukaryota; Metazoa; Arthropoda; Insecta; Hymenoptera; Cephidae
Gene: Tsen54
Exons: 6
Coding region: 409-3087 (892 amino acids)
Biological process (GO): tRNA-type intron splice site recognition and cleavage
Cellular component (GO): tRNA-intron endonuclease complex
Source: RefSeq, a predicted model, not a curated record
AGCUUGAAGAACUAGCAUAAUCUAGAGAGCUGGUACAGUAAAUUGUCAUCUCAUUGUAAACAUAAUGAUUCAUUUACUUAAAGAAAUAAUACAAUUUGAAAUAAUAACAAACGCGUAGCUUCCUAUAUAAUUUAUUGUUAAUGAGAAUGAACUCUUUUUAACUAAUGUUCAAAAAUUUGUUCCACACUGGGACUCAAAGGAGAAUCUGAGCUUCCUGAUUGGUUUAAAUAUGAGAGCUUACAAAAUGUCAGAUGUUGAGAAUUUCAUAAACAUACCUUCAGUUCAUAUGAUCAUUGGUCAUCGUAUAUUGUGAGAAUUUGGCAAACGAAUUUGUCAAUUAAUAAUUCGUUUCGACAGGAUUCAUAACGUUAUUCUUUAUAUGAAAAGGAAACGCCUGUUACGAUAGUAAUGACUGAAGGAGCUGAAAAAACUUCUGCAGAUUUCUUAAAUGCAGAGGGACUGUUAAAAAAUAGAGGUAUCAGACAUGAAGCCUGGGGAGAAUGGGAGAAGUCCUCCAGAGUCCUUCCGAAAACUGGUGAAAAGCAAUUUGAACCAAAUAACUCGUGGCUUCAGAAUAAACAAAUAGAGAAAGGCCUUACCAAUCGCAAAAACUUGCUUAAUAUACAGAGGGUGGAACGUAACUCUCAAUUAGCAACUGCUAUAUGGUUGGAACAUGAGAAGAAAGCUCAGGUCAUUAAAAAAUCAAGACAGGACUGGAGUUGUUUUGGCACAGAAACAAAAAAAGGAUUGCUUUUGACACCAGAAGAGACCUUGAUACUCAUAGAGCUGAAUUGCUUGGAGCUUACUUGGGAUAAUGUAGUUUUAUCGGUACAACAAGCUUAUGAAAUUUUAAUUGAAGAAGAUGAGUCACAAUGUACCAUAGAUGAAUACAGAGCUUACAGCCAUCUAGUCAAACAAGGCUACAGAGUGCAACGAUAUUGUCGAGAUCUUUGCACAUCAUCUGUGAGUGGUUACGUGAAGUGGGUGAGGAUGACAAGGAAUGUGUAUGAAAGGAAAAAAUUUAUUGUGAAUCCCAUAAAUGGAUUACGAAUGAAUGAUGGUAAUUCUGAAAAGGAUAUCAAGGAGAAGGAGCAAAAGGAUUUAUCAAUAGCCAACUUGGUCAGUGAUGUAAAGGGUUUAAUAGAUGACAUGAUUAAUGAAAUAGAACAGGAAAAGACUGAAUCACCAAAAGUAGAAGAAACAUUACAAACCAAUGAUUCUUUAACAUUGAAACUAACUGAGGCAAAUGCUGUAUUAGAUACACAGCAAAAAGACUGUUGUGUACAAGAACUCCCAGGUCCCAGCAAUGUGCAUCAAGCAAAUUCUCUAAAUAAUAAUGGAAGAAGGAUAAAACCAAAAAUUGGAAUUAUUUCAGAAGAAACUGUUUUGGAACCAGUUAGAUUGAUAAAAUGUAGUCCAGGUGAUAAAGCUGUUCUUGGAAAUUCAGCUCAAAAAUGGCCAGGCUCUCGUAUACAAAGAAAUGUAAAACUGUUGCCUAAAAGAAACGAUAAGGUUAAUGUUACAGCUCCUGAUGAGCUCCCAGAUAUUACAAUGGUACAUGACUUAGAGUCCUUAAACAGUUCUCCAUGUUCUCCAGAGAAGCGUAAGGAGUGUCCAGUGAGUUCGGUAUUGUCGCAAAAUAAAAGAUCUAAACACGAGGUUAUAGAACUAUCGGAUGACGAGGUUGAAGAAAUUCCACACAGCAUGUCCCGCAUGGAGAUGUUGAACUUCUUACCAAAUAUUGCAUCGGAGUCUAUUAUCACAGAAAAGAUAUCAAGAAGAUACUUGCCGCAGAAUGUCAGGCCCCAAAAUAAUACCUAUCAAUAUGUACGAUGGAAGAUGUACAAUAUUCAAGAAGCAGAUAAAAGAAUACGAAUGGGUUUUAAAACAGGAAGGACAGAAAUUGAAGCAACAAAUAGUGUGGAAAAUCAAAAUAAUAAUAUCACACUUGAAACUAGUGUACCUGGAAUAGAAAUGGUCACUUGUAAUAAUCAAAAUCAAAAUGAAGAGCAAGGUUUUACAUGUCUAUUAUCCGCAGUGAUGAAUGUAGCAAGGUCUAUAUUGCCAGCAUAUAUGCAGCAGACUAAUACUCAUCUACAAAGACAUCGAAUGCUACGAUAUAUGAACAGAAUGCCAUCAUAUCAAACCCAGAGGUAUUCUAUACCAACAAGAUAUUUUCAAGGGAAUAUUUCUAAUAAUCCAGUCCACAUGAGGCAUUUCAGGUCACAUCAUAAGGGAUUUCCAAAUAAUCCUUCAUCUCUAGAACAUCAUAGACCUUCUUUUCCGAUGGUCCAUCGAAAUUACAAUCUGGGGAUACCAACGGCUCAAUCAUCCUACUUUUAUCCAACAGUGUGGCAUAAUAAUUUCCAACAGUAUCAUCCAUCUCCAACUGCUCCAUUACUUUACCAAAAUGGAAUGUUUCUGAGCCAACAAUCUUCUCAACAUCAAGGAACUUUUUCUCUUCGGACGCCUCGCAAUCCACAAAAUAAUCAUGGACCCCAAGCUACGACGUCUGAAACAAGUCUUAAGAAUAAUCAAAAUGGCCAUCAUCAUUUUGGAGAUGAUAAGGAUAAUAAUAACCAGCCAUCGUUUAUUAAACUGCCUGGUGCUUCCUCGUGGACGGAAUUAAAGAAGAAAUGGAUCGACGAGAAGACUAUUAUUAUAGAUGAUGAAGAACAUAGUGAAACCCAGGAUGAUAUGGAUUGUAGUGAGGUACAAGUUAUUAAUGAAACUACUAAACCGUUAGUAACUCCGAAGAACGUUAACAGCAUUCCUGAAGUUUAUGAGAAACUUCAAAUAAUAAAAUCAGCUUCUGAAAAAAGUAUUAGACGAAGAAGAUGUGACUAUAAAAUAUCAUAUAAUGUGUAUUCGAGUACACAGCCAUUCAAGAAGAGCUGCCCUGGUGUCCCUAUUUUUAGGGUGGUAGUUACAAGUAAAAGAGAUGACGCUAUUAUACAGCCAGCAGAUCUGAUUCAAUUACAACUUGAUGGAGAAGAUGUACCUAUUAUUGUAGCAUAUGUGUCUGGCUCCUCCAUCUCAUUCACACAGUGUGGAGUUGUUUCGAUACCCAAUUUAAUUAGUGAUUAAGUUCAGCUUUUUAAUGGAAUACAAUGAUAGGAUGAGAAUCGUAUCAAAUAUAUUGCUAAUGCAAAUACCAUUCGACUGGGCAGUCUUAAAACUUAUAUUAGUCUUUAAAAAAGAAAAAAGCUUUCAUAUUGAUAAAGAUAAAGAUUCAUUGUUACAAAACAUGAAAUUAUGCAGUAUUUAAUAGUAUAAGUAUCUCGAGUUACUGUUCAGGAGGACUGUGUUAGAUAAUCAUACUAAACGUGUUUUUGAUACUCUACAUUUUCUGUUUAUUUUAAACUACCUUCCUUCCUUUCCUUAUGGCUGUAUCCCCAAUGGGGGACAUGUGCCAGUAACUGGUCCUAAUAAUAAUCAAGGUUGGAAGUUCGACAACAGA